This is a messenger RNA of Pollicipes pollicipes, 1574 nucleotides long. RefSeq lists its product as uncharacterized. Lineage: Eukaryota; Metazoa; Arthropoda; Thecostraca; Pollicipedomorpha; Pollicipedidae. The transcript is spliced from 7 exons. The record is from RefSeq and is a predicted model, not a curated record. Gene Ontology annotation, cellular component: MLL1 complex; nucleus. Bases 1 to 1536 code for a protein of 511 amino acids.
AUGGGUAAAAGUUCGAAGGCUAAAAAAGAAAAGAAGGCAGACUUUACAAAGGUGAAGCUUAAAGUUGGGAAAAAGCUCCCAAAAGGCCAGAAUUUGACGGACACUAGUUUCAAGUCCAAGAAGAUCGUCAUCCACGACCAGGCCAAGAAACAAUCAGGAGAUGGUCCUGUCACCAAAAAGAAACUGAGCUUAAAGGAGCUGCUGUCGCACCUGCGCCACUACAGCGCGUAUGUCAUCGUCGCUUUGCCGUUGCAGGAGCUGUUGUCCCACCUGCGCCACUACAGCGCGCAUGUGCGCCAGGACGGGCUGGCAGGCCUGCGCGAGCUACUGACCCGCCACGGCGAGCUGGUGUGGCCGGCGCUGGGCCAGCUGCUGCCUGCCCUGGCAGCGCUGCUUGUCGACGAGGACCAUAAGCUGCGCGCCGAAACCGUCUUGCUGGUCUCCGACGUGAUCGGACAGGGCUUGGUGUUGGCGGCGCCGGCCGGCCAGGAGCGUCGCCUGCUGCACGAGCCGGCCGAGCUGCGUCAGUACGCCGCCUCCGUGGCGCCGCUGCUCUUCCAGACGUACGCCGAGGUGGCGCCCGACCUGGACGGCAACGGUAGUCUGCUGUCGGACGAGGCGGCUGAGACGCUGGCCGUGGUACUGCAGGUUCUGGUGGAGUUACUGAAGCGGCUGCGACACCUGGACAUCACCAAGAACACCGCGCUGGUGGCCUGGUUCACGGAAAGCCAGUGGACCGAGCUCUCGCGGCACGUGUUCGCCUCGUUUCCGUACUCACGGCUGGUUGGCCGGCGUCGCAAGGGCGCCGAGAGCGGCACGGCGGCGGCGGCGGCCGAGCUCGGCAGCGACGUCAUCAACGUGCUGAGCUGUGAGCUGUCGGCCGGCCUGGAGGGCGGCGGCCGACAGGAGACGCUGCUGCGGACCCGCGUCCUCGACUACGUUACGGCGUACCUGGAGUCGGACCGCUUGGGAGAGCUGGAUCGAGUGUGUCGGGUGCUGCCGGCGCUGCUGGCCGCCGGCCGGCCGGCCGCUGACCUGGAACGGCGCCUUGGCUGCGUGCGUGCGGCGGCCGAGCGGCAUGGGCGAGUCCAAACGGCCGAGCAGGGGACAGAGCUAACUCGCCUGCUCGCCGCAAUCAUCACCGAGCCCGAGUUUGACGAUCUUGCAAGGUCAGAAGACGUCGAGAACUGGGCUACGCAGCUGCUACCGUCAGUGAAGUUCGGAGCUGACAGCCUCGAGCUGCUGGUGCUUCUGCGCAAGAUGGCUGCCAUGGGCCGGACCAGGUUCCUUAGAGCGCUGGAGAGCGAAAUGGCCAACCUGAUCAGCGUGGCGUCGGCCGUGCCGUCUGCUGAUGACGCCAUCUCGUGGCAGCGGAGCAUAAUUGAGCUGCUGUUUUGGCCGAAAGAUGUCAGGUGGGAAGCCAAAGUCGCGUUUCAGCGGUUCCUCGAUGCAAGUGAAACGGACGAAUCAGUGAAGCACUACGCCCGAGAAGUUCUACUGGAGAAGUUUGCACCUCUAUCUGUGGAAGUGUCGUGAAAGACUGAUGUGCAUCCAAUAUAUUUUUUUUCGCUGUC